AUGCGCGCGCUGCGGCUCGGCGUGACCCUGGCGCUGGGCGCGGCGCUGGGUGCCUCGGCCGAGAGCUGGCGGCGGCGGGCGGACGCGCGGGCGGCCCCGGGGCUGCUCGGCCGGCUGCCGGUGCUGCCCGUGGCGGCGGCGGCCGCCCAGCUGCCCGCUCUGCCCGGGGUACCGACGGGCCCCGGCGCCAGCGAGCUUGCCAAGUACGGGCUGCCCGGGGUGGCGCAGCUCAAGAGCCGCGAGUCGUACGUGCUGUGCUACGACCCGCGCACCCGCGGCGCGCUCUGGGUGGUCGAGCAGCUGCGGCCCGAGCGCAUCCGAGGCGACGGCGACCGCCGCUCGUGCGACUUCCGCGAAGACGACUCGGUGCACGCCUACCACCGCGCCACCAACGCCGACUACCGCGGCAGCGGCUUCGACCGGGGCCACCUGGCCGCCGCCGCCAACCACCGUUGGAGCCAGAAGGCCAUGGAGGACACCUUCUACCUGACCAACGUCGCGCCCCAGGUGCCACACCUCAACCAAAAUGCUUGGAACAACCUGGAGAAGUACAGCCGCAGCUUGACCCGCACCUACCAAAAUGUCUAUGUCUGCACAGGGCCACUCUUCUUGCCCAGGACGGAGGCUGAUGGGAAGUCCUAUGUGAAAUACCAGGUGAUUGGCAAGAACCACGUGGCAGUGCCCACGCACUUCUUCAAGGUGCUGAUCCUGGAGGCAGCAGGAGGACAGAUUGAGCUGCGCUCUUAUGUGAUGCCUAACGCUCCUGUGGAUGAGACCCUUCCGCUGGAGCGCUUCCUAGUGCCCAUAGAGAGCAUCGAGCGGGCCUCAGGACUGCUCUUCGUGCCCAAUAUCUUGGCACGAACUGGAAACCUCAAGGCCAUCACUGCCGGCAGCAAGUGAGGGUGGCAGCCAGAGACAGUGGAGUUGGGGCUGGAUACAUUAAAGUCGGCUGUUUUAGGAGAA
This is a messenger RNA of Jaculus jaculus (lesser Egyptian jerboa), 963 nucleotides long. RefSeq names its product endonuclease G, mitochondrial. Gene Ontology annotation, cellular component: mitochondrial inner membrane; nucleus. Gene Ontology annotation, biological process: apoptotic DNA fragmentation. The transcript is spliced from 3 exons. Bases 1 to 900 code for a protein of 299 amino acids. Gene Ontology annotation, molecular function: RNA endonuclease activity; single-stranded DNA endonuclease activity; metal ion binding. The record is from RefSeq and is a predicted model, not a curated record. Lineage: Eukaryota; Metazoa; Chordata; Mammalia; Rodentia; Dipodidae.